This is a messenger RNA of Erinaceus europaeus (western European hedgehog), 1738 nucleotides long. It is a transcript of the gene C1H22orf39, whose product is annotated as chromosome 1 C22orf39 homolog. The record is from RefSeq and is a predicted model, not a curated record. The transcript has 3 exons. Lineage: Eukaryota; Metazoa; Chordata; Mammalia; Eulipotyphla; Erinaceidae. The coding region runs from base 119 to 436 and encodes 105 amino acids.
GAUGGGCGGGAUUUAAACACCUCUCGAAGCUCAUUGGGUUCUCCAGCCGUCAGUCACAUUGUUUUCAGUCUUCAUUGGUUUACGGGUUCAAGAGGCGGAGCUCGGCAGUCAAGUGGACAUGGCCGACGGAGGCAGAUGGCGGCCACCGCGCCCCUGCGAGGCCUACCACGCGGAAUGGAAGCUCUGCCUAAGCGCCAGGCACUUUCUGCAUAGCUACUACGUGCACGGCAAGUGGCCGACCUGCGAGCAGUGGCACCGCGACCUGGCCAGCUGCCAGGCUUGGGAGCAGCACCACAGCGCGGAGGCCCAGAGAUCCCUUUGUAAGAGCGAGCAUGCAAGAAUCCAGGCUGAAAAGAAGCACAAUUUGGUGUGGGCCCUGAGGCAGACCCCCCCCGCAGACUGGCACCUUCCUCUGCCAGAAGAGAAAGACAAAUGAUGAGCAGCCGUGUGUAGCCUCUUCUCAUCUGUAGCAGGACUCUAAGGAUGGUGAUCAACCUAAAGUCUAACGUAUCCCUGGAGGUUUCCACAUGACUUCAAACAGAAACUAAUGUCUCCAGCUUUACUUCCCUGCCUUUCACCUGUCUACAGGGCACCCCACUACUGCUGUACUCUGAAAGACAAAUGGGCCCACUGCACAGUUUCCAGGAAGCCCGGUACCAUCGCAUAUUUCUGGACAUCCAGGUCAAGUGGACUCACAUUAUUCACCCACUCCCAAGCCGACAAUAGUACAGGGGAAUGCCACCAUGAGGUCUAGAAUCCUCUGGUAAACUGAAUGGUAGCCCUGGUAUGUGGCAGCUAAAUGACUGUGCUGUGAUGAACAACCUUCCUGAUCUUGGCUUGGUGAUGACAUUGCCUUGCUGGCACUGGUGUUACACUCUACUGCUGCUGCCCACAUGCCCACAUGCCAGGUGCUGCUCUGCAUCACAGAUGGCCUGUGCCUCUGAGUCAGUGCUAUGCACUAUCUAGGCUCUUGGUAUACCCCUUGGAAACGAUUUUCAAAUUCAUAUGGAUACAUAACACACAAGCUAACAUGGAAAGGGGUCAUGGAGACAGGGGCCAGGCACUUGGUAAAGCACACAUAUCACUAUGCGCUAAGGAUACUGGUUUGAGCCUCUUCUCCCCACCUGCAGGAAGAACGAUGGUCCAUGAGCAAGUGAAGCAGGUCUGCAGAUGUCUGUCUCCGUAUCUCACCUUCCCUGUCAGUUUCUCUGCCAAAAAAGGAUGGAUCAUGGACUCAUGAAUUAAAACCAUGCCUCAGACAUAUGGACUUUAGUUCUCCUUGCCUCAGUUUCCCCUGUUCACUUUUCAAAUAAGAGAUGCCUCAAAGAUAAUUUCAUAUAUUUGAUUCUAGAGGCUGAGAAUUAAGUCUGUAUUUGUUGAACUCAUGACUUUUCAGACCUGACAUUAUUGUGCCAAGCAGUAUUAGAAUUUUAUAUGCUUUAUAAUGCUUGUAGAUGCUUUCAAAAUAUAUGUGUGUGAAUCUAAUAAGAACACUCUAUUGCUACUACUAGUAAUAUGGUUUAUGGUUAUGUCAGCAACCCUGUGCUUGUGAUGCUAAAGAUGAUGCUGUGAGGCCCCGGAGCCUUCCUGCUCUUUUCUGACCGGUGGGAGCCCGACGUUUAGUUCCUCCCUCAGGAGUAGGCCCCAACCUGAAAACAGUCAAACAUCUUUUCACUUACCCUUUAGGACAGAAUAAUCUUAUCACUUCAGAAUGACAUACAUUAAAGAAUAAAAUUUG